This is a messenger RNA of Oncorhynchus gorbuscha (pink salmon), 2534 nucleotides long. Its product is annotated as cyclic GMP-AMP synthase-like. The transcript has 7 exons. Gene Ontology annotation, biological process: positive regulation of defense response to virus by host; negative regulation of double-strand break repair via homologous recombination; DNA damage response. NCBI's taxonomy places the organism in Eukaryota, Metazoa, Chordata, Actinopteri, Salmoniformes, Salmonidae. Gene Ontology annotation, molecular function: chromatin binding; 2',3'-cyclic GMP-AMP synthase activity; double-stranded DNA binding. The record is from RefSeq and is a predicted model, not a curated record. Gene Ontology annotation, cellular component: site of double-strand break; nucleus; cytosol. Bases 738 to 2213 code for a protein of 491 amino acids.
ACUUUAUAAAUGUAAGUGCUGUUGCUAAACAUGUCAAUACUGUAGAUGCAUACUUUCAGAAAAGUGUCUGCCCUGUAGGACAUUGUACAUCAGUACAUUUCGGCUACUGUUAAAUUAUGGGGUUGUUACUGAAAGAUAAACUAAUUGCCAGUGGUUUUUUCCCCCCAAUAUUAAAGCUUUCGCACAAAAUGGCAAGCUUUCACGAACCUAGUAGAGCAAAAUAUGUUUAUGACGGUACCUAUACAAUCCUCUGGUGAAAACCUCUCUUACAGUUUUACGUUCAGUAUCAACCCGUCAUCCACUGCUAAAAAGACAAAGGAGGGGCAAUGCUCUUUUAUCUUUCAUUUAUGUGACAUCAUACUUGGGAAAUAGAAAGCGAAAAUGGGAAUAGUGGCAGGAAAGGGGGAUAUGCUGUCACAGAGAGAAAGAACACAGUAAGUGAGCCGACACGGAGAAGGGCAAUAGCGACGUCUCAGUCUGUCACCCUACCAAGCUGAUAUUUGUGACAAAGACGGCAAUAGCAGUAGAAAGAUGAACAGAAGCACACCUCAGAGGGGAUCAUCCUCCAGGAGACAGAGCUCAGUUCCAUCCACACCUUCUGGAGCACCAGACAACCCCAUCCACCCCCAUCCACCUCCAACCUAGCCUGGGCAGAGAGGCAGAGGAGGGUGGGUUUCUGGACGGAGAUGAAGGUAGCCCUAUAGAGGACUCUCAGACUGGGGAAUUGCUGGGUCAGGAUGAUGGAAAUGCCAGUACCCCAGCCACACUCACCUCACACCUCCCUAGGCAGAGACCACACCUGGCAGGAGCUCAUUUUUCAGCAGCUGCUCAAUUUAGAACUCCGGAACAAACCAGGGGACGAGCUGGCCCCGAUCUCCCCAGAGCUGGCUCGUUGGAUCAGGCUUCGGGCCCAGGACCUUAAGCUCCGCCAGAGUGACCGGCAGUGGGCCGUGGACCUGGUCAACCAUCUCCGGGAAAGCCUGCUGGUCUUCCUCAAGAACAGUGACGAGCAGCCCUACUUCCAGUCAGCCUCUGUGCUCAGCAGUGGCUCAUACUACGAGAUGGUCAAGAUACUCAACCCAAAUGAGUUUGACAUGAUGCUGAAGCUCCAGUCUCCUUCCCGCCUCAAAAUGACUGAGCUGGACCAAUACCAUGGCCUCUUCUACGAAGUCGCCCUAUCCCGUUCAACGCGUUCCCACAUACGGUCUUUCCUUUUGGACGAUGGGCUCACCAUCUCAGCCAGCAAGAUCAUAAGUGAAAUGCACCGUCUGGUCCGCAAGUUCAUCAGCACCUACAGAGUGCCUGGAAAUAGCUGGCGUUGGGUGAUGAAUAGGAAGCGUCCAAACUCACCAGCGGUGACCCUUUCCCUGUUGGAGGUGGAUAAUGGGAAACAGGAACUACUUUCUGUGGAUGUGGUGCCCGCCCUGGAAGUGCCUUCCUCACAGGGCUGGCCUCUGGCUGCCCGCGCCGGCCCAGAUGUGGACAACUGGCUGGGGAAGAAGACCCGGCGCUCUCUCACCCACCAAACUUGCUUCUUUGUGCCCAAGAAACCCCCAGGACGAAACCUUAGUGAGGCAGCUAAAGAGAGUUGGAGGAUUUCCUUUUCUCACAUAGAAAAGGAACUGAUCAAGGCUCAUGGGAACAAGAGGACCUGCUGUGAGACCUCUGCCACCAAGUGCUGCCGUAAGCAGUGCUUCAAGAUCCUGAUCGAGGGACUGAAGCAACGCUACCCUCAAGAGCUGGAUGCUCUGUGCUCCUACCACGGGAAGACAGCCUUCCUACACACCCUCUCGAUCAGGGCCCAGGACUCCCUGUGGACGCCCCGUCAGCUGCCUGCCUGCUUCAUGUACCUCCUAAGGGCCCUGGAGGGCCACGCAAGCAGUGGUCUGCUCCCCCACUUCUUUGUCCCCACCUCCAACCUCUUUGCCCCACCAACCUUCCCGCGCAAAGCUUUGGUGUUUCUGAUUGAGGCUCUGGAGGAGCAGAGGAGACAGGGGCUUCCCCUUUUAAUGCCCCCGGCUCCUGCCCCACCACUGGCAGUGCACUCCCACAGUGACUCCCAGCCCCAGCUUUCCCCUGUUGUACAGCAGACUCCUGUUAUCCAGUAUCCUGUUAUCCUGCCACCCCAAGUUGUUGAGAUGAAAUCCUUUGAGCAAAUGUUCAAAAUUGUGGCUUUGGUUGUGGUUCUUGUCUAUGUUUGUUACCUCCUGUAGAGGUGUCUGUCCUGCCCAUCGGUGGUAGGAAGGUGGCAGAGACAGUCUAUCUACAGCAGAUGGUGGUAAAAUGACAUGCAGCUGUAGAAAAUGGUAUGCCAUUUUGAAACAGUAUAACAUAGGAUAGGAUUCCAGAUUUGUAUUUCUCUCUAAAUCAUGUCUUUGCUCUAGACAAACACAAUGAAACAUUUAGCCCAAAAGUAAAAAUGUUGUAUUUGUAUAUACCGUGCAUUCGGAAAGUAUUCAGACCCCUUCCUUUUCCCACAUUUUGUUAUGUUGCAGCCUUAUUCUAAACUGUUCCUCAUUAAUCUAGACACAAUA